Messenger RNA from Zea mays, 5608 nucleotides. Its product is annotated as protein FAR1-RELATED SEQUENCE 5-like. Lineage: Eukaryota; Viridiplantae; Streptophyta; Magnoliopsida; Poales; Poaceae. The record is from RefSeq and is a predicted model, not a curated record. Bases 2401 to 5367 code for a protein of 988 amino acids. The transcript is spliced from 7 exons. Gene Ontology annotation, molecular function: zinc ion binding.
GGUCUGAAAAUGAAACAACUACCACAGUAUGUAGAAUUCUGGUCCAGUACAAGCCCACUGCAAACAUAGCAUGAAAUUACUAAGUGUAGCAAGGAUGAGGCCUGACCUCAGAUAGUACACAGAAGACAAAUCAACUAAUUAGGGCAGCAACAGAUGUAGGCUGAAGAUAUAUAACUCGCUAGCAACUAGAAUUGAAUUUCUUCAUUCACAUGCCAAUGUAUGUGGCAAAGUGCAGAGAGAUUUGCAUACCCCCCUUAUAUGAGCUUCAUCUACCUGAAAAGAAACUUUUCAGAAGUUGAUGUGCUGGUAAGAAGUGGGGAAAUGAGAAGGAAAUUUCAUGCAAAUACAAUAGCACAAAACAAAGACCAAGGUGGUGGAGGUACAUGUAGAUGUCUGGCAUAGACUGGAACAUAAUAAAUUCAGGAAAAAAAUGCAUCAGCCUGCUUGUUGUGGAGCAUAGAGGAGCAUAUAACCACUAUGUGUAGUUCACCAGAGAGGAGAGAUGGGUGUUCCCACGGGCUAAGACACACCAAUCAAGAGUUUCUUUCGAAAAGAAUCGCUUGCACCGAAGGAGAUAUGCCCGACAGAUCACUUUUUCCAUGUCUCGGAUGAACGCUUCAAGCUCCCAAAUUCACUGCUGCUACAAUCUAGUAAACGGUUUGAGUCAGAAAGCACAUAAUAAGCAAAAGGAACUAAAAGGCACUAAUAAAAACUUGACAACAUUUAUAGCUACAGAGCAUAUCAAAUUGUUGCAAAAUGAAUUAACCUUAGGCUCUUAGCAUGCCCAAAUAUAGCAGAAUAAAAAAUGUAGACCCAGUGCCGGAGGCUCCCAACUCAUAUGGGUCUGGGAAAGGAAUAAACUGAGGCAAUUCUUCAACCGCAAAAUGCUUUCACACUGUACUAGGUCUGCCCUUCUCAAAUAUACUAGAAUACAUAAAAGUAAAAGAUACUAUUGGAAUUUAUAAUAAAAGUCUGGCUACCCUUUCUCGUGAAUAAAUAGUAAAUUUGGUCUGGCCACGCAUUGGUAACUAGUCUACUGCCAACAUGGUGACAUUCUAAAUCACCGUGCCCUUGGGAAAACCAACACAGCUGCAUUUGCAGCUAAAUUCAAGAUGAGCUAGAGUAUCAUCAAUGUAGAGCAUGAGCACCACACAAAACAGAGGUACACCCAGGCUGCUAUUCUACGAGUUGCAAUGCUAAUUACAUGAAAAUCAUUAUAUACUCCAAAAAAAAUAGACAAUUGUCUAUUAGGCAUUUAGCGGCAACAACAAUUAUCUUCCAAAGACAAGCAAAAACAAACAACCACCCAAAACAGGAGAAUGAUAGCAUUAGGCUGUAGCUUGCAGAGCAAACAACCAGCAUUGGCCCUCCAGUCGCAAUUUAUUACACCCUCUCCGCAACAACAAAAAAAAACACAGCGUACACAUUAAAUGUCUGAAAAGAACUAUAUGUUUGGUAUUAUAUGGCUAGCAAGCAGAUGCAGUUCAGCACCAUGAGCUAACAAGUAACAGAGUGGCAACUGAAAAAACAGGAAGAAGACACAGACCUGUUCAGUGUAAGGCAAAUACUUCCCAUCAAAUGUGACCACCACACGAUCUUUUCCGUCGGCCCCUUCAACCUUGUCAACUGAACAAUAGAAGUCUAUGGCUGACAUGCUGCAAUAAGAAGCAAUGGUAAUAUGUAACACCAUUUUAGCAAAUACGAUUCAAUUUUUUUUAGAAAAAUAUUCAAUGGAGCUUCAUGGACAGGAUUUCCAGUUUUCCACACUAAUAUACUUGCAAACUAGACAUAUUCAAGUGUGUGGUUACAGAGGCUUCGUCAGGCUUAGGCUUAAAUAAAGCUGCACAAAAUUUUCAAAAGCAUUCCAGGUCCUAAUAAGUGUCUACAAGUACAAAAGGCAAAAAGGCGUCCAACCCAGCACGGCAGAUAAAACAAACAGGUAUCUCACGCAUUGGGCCAACCCUCCACAUGUACCGCCUACCAGCCCAAAUGUAGUACACAUGAAAAAAAGGGAAAAGCUAACAACAAAACCACCCCCAGCACACAAAAGCACAAAACCCAGUGCAGUACAAAGGCAACAAAAAAGCCCAGUGCAGUACACAACCCCCAGUCGCCAGCCCUCCAGCCAGCCACAAGGAGCCCCAACACAAAACCACAAAACCCCAGCCGCCAGCCCUCCACCCCAGCCGCCAGCCCUCUCCAGAAAAAAAGAACAGAACGUUCAAUGUCUAUGAGGAUUCAAAGUACAUGAUGAUGACAGAGGAAGAUGAAAGAGGCAAAGAAAUUGAAAAGAUUCAUGUUGAUGGUACUAACAAGUUUGUCACUGAAGACAACAUAUUCUCAGAAGAUGAAAUUACCAAUUUUUAGCAUCAUAUAUUGGAGAUAAUUGGAAGUACUCAGAUGGCUGGAAGCCGUUUUACUCAAAAUGGAUCAAGCAGUACUCAGAUAUACGCACAAAUGACGCUGCCAUAUGUUUCAAACCAGGGUGGAUACAUGGAUCUGAUGAUGGAACAGAUACGUAACUCGCAAGGAGAAUCAGUGAGUGAACUAGGCAAUGAAAUGCAAAGUGCCCUAUGCACACAAAAUGAAACCAUGAACAAAAACCUACUAGUGGCCCCAUGUGAGACAUACACACAAAUGAUUCUUGAGGAGGACUCAAUGCUUGCAAAUGCAGACAUAUCCAAGGUUGGAUACAUGGAUCUGAUGAUGGAACAAAUAUAUAACUCGCAAGGAGAAUCAGUGAGUGAAGUAGGCAAUGAAAUGCAAAGUGGCCUAUGCACACAAAAUGAAACAAUGAACAACAACCUACUAGGAGAACCAUGUGAGACAUACACACAGAUGAUUCUUGAGGAGGACUCCCUGCUUGCAAGUGCAGACAUAUCCAAGGAGAUAUUUGGGGAAUGCAAUGAAGCUGAUACAUCUAAAUAUGGGGAAGCAGUAUACCACAGGGAUCUCUUUGAGAUAAUGCAUGUACAACAACUAACUGAAUGUGCGCAAAAUGAUGAUGGAAAAGAAACUAAAACAUCGAGUGCUAGUGCAAACUUUGAUGAUGCAGAUGCUGAAACAACAAAUGCAGGAGAUGAAGAGUUAACAGAGGAUCAGAUUGAUGCCUUCAUUAUGAGUGAGCAGAUAGCUACAACAGAAGGGAACAAUGCAUCAAUAGACAGCAAAUACACACCUCAAGUUGGGAUGGAAUUUAAGACCAGGGGAGAUGCAGAGCACUUCUUAUUCUUCUAUGGUUUUUUGGCUGGUUUUAAACCAGCAAUCACCCACAGUUUCAGGACUUCCAACAAAAAAAGAAGCAAUGAAGUAACAAAAGUGGAGUUGAAAUGUAACAAACAUGGCAAAACAAAAAAGACAAACCAGCAGGAACAAGAUAUUUGCAUAGAAAAAAAGCGCUGCGAGAAAGGCCCAAAAAGGAAUACAAAUGUCCAAGUUAAAACAGAUUGCAGAGUAUUCAUGGUUAUAAAGGAACAUGGACAAAAAUGGGUGAUCGAUAAGUUAGACUUGGAACAUAAUCAUGAGCUCAGACCAGCAGACAGCAACAACAUGUUUAGUGGGCAUAAGUACAUGACAGAUAUGGAAAAAGGAAUUAUAAGAACAUUGAACCACAACAACAUACCUACACGGAAGAUGAUAGCUAUAUUGUCUUAUCUGAGAGGAGGUAUGACAGCACUGCCGUACAAAAAAAAAGAUGUUAGCAACUACAGAACUAAAAUAAACAAGGAAGUAACAGGGAAUGAUAUGACACAAGCACUGCAGUUUUUUCAGGAAAAACAGAAGGAAGAUCCAAAUUUCUUCUACAGAAUUGUCAUUGAUGAAGAUAAAAAGGUGAAGCACAUGUUUUGGGCAGAUGGGACAUCUUUGAAAUACUACGAGAUGUAUGGAGAUUGCAUCAGUUUCGACACCACGUACAUGACUAACAAGUACAACCUGCCAUUUGCGCCAUUUGUGGGUGUUACAGGGCAUGCACAUACAUGCUUGUUCGCAUGUGCAUUCAUUUCUGAUGAAACAAUAGAAACAUUCAAGUGGAUAUUCAAAACAUUCCUUGAGGCCAUGGGAGGCAAACAUCCCCGCACAAUAAUAACAGAUCAAGAUAUGGCAAUGAGACCUGCGAUCAAAGAGGUCUUCCCUAAAACAGUGCAUAGGAAUUGCUUCUUCCACAUAAAAAGCAAAUGCUACCAGAAAAAUGGAAAUUGCUUUGCAAGAAAUAUAGGAAUGCCAGAGGACUUUGAGGACAUAGUUAACUAUUCACUAACUGUAUCUGAAUUUGAGAGGGACUGGAAGCAAAUGGUUGAGGACUACCAUCUAGAAAACAACAAGUAUUUCAGCAAAAUGUGGGAAACAAGAGCCAGGUUCAUACCGGUAUAUUUCAAAAAUGACUUCUUCCCAUUCUUGCAAAGCACAGGUAGAAGCGAGGGAACAAACUCAAGGUUUAAAGACAAUGUGACUUCGACUUAUAGUGUGAUCAGCUUCUUGCGUGAGUACCAAAGGAUUGUGGAGCAAGUGAAUGUGUCGGAGGAGUAUGAGGAUAAUGAAAGCAAUCGUAAACGUCCAAAAGAACUAAUGUUUGGAUAUACAAUAGAGAGGCAAGCACAAGAAGUCUACAAUAGAAACAUAUUCAAGAAAUUCCAGUUCCAGUUGCAAUCAACACCAAGGCUAAGUUACAGCAGAACAUCUAAUCUGCAUACUUUCGAGGUGUAUCCAAAAUCAAACCAAGAAGAAAAGCCACAUAAAUUAAGGAGGUACCUUGUUAUGGCUAACCUAACAUAUGGAAUGGAAGAGUUCACUUGUGUAUGUGGCAAGUUUGACAAGGAUGGCAUUUUAUGCUCCCAUAUACUUAAAGUGAUCAUUGAAGAAGGGCUCACGAAAAUCCCAGAGCAAUACAUACUGAACAGGUGGAAGAAAAAACAGAAACAAAUAGAUGGACCACUGUUGCGUGCAUCAAUGCCAACCCACCCAGUGCUAAGACACAACCUAUUGAGCCGGAAAGUAGCAUUACUCACAUCAGCAGCAGCAAAAACAGAGAAAACUAUGGAGUUUAUAUGUGAAGAAUUAGACAAACUACAAGAAAAGGUUUGCCAAAUGCUAUCAUCUGAAGAAGAUGUAAUAGCAGGACCUUCGACAGGACGAGAGAAGGAAGACAAUGCUGCAAAACAUACAGGACCAGUAGUUGAAAAUCUGCAUAACCCUGAAGCAGUUAAACAGAAAGGAAGGCCAAAAAAACCUACAAGGUUAAAGCCACUAGUGGAGGAAAUCCACAUCAAGAUGAAGAAGGCAGAGCAAAAGAAAAACAAGAAAACAAGCAAUGCAGCAGCAAGCCCACAAGGAAAGGAGAAGAAGAAGAUGAAAAGAACAGCACCUUGAAGAAUUGCUGCUCCCCCCUCCUAACAGAACCACCAACACUCACACUGAAAAAAGAUGCAGAAAAAAUAGAGAGAAAAAUGAAGAACACUUAGUGGAGAAAGGGGAAGGGAUGGACUGUGCAAUUAUGAUAUAUUCAUAUAGUUGGUGCAAACAGGAAAAAAAGUUUGUUUUUCUUUCAGUUGAGUCAUGUAAUCGCUUGCAAAAACAAAGUGUUGAAAAACAGAUCAUGCUUGCCUGAUUA